Messenger RNA from Aureobasidium vineae, 444 nucleotides. NCBI's taxonomy places the organism in Eukaryota, Fungi, Ascomycota, Dothideomycetes, Dothideales, Saccotheciaceae. The record is from the annotation of a GenBank genome assembly.
AUGAUCAUCGGAAUCAGCGGUUCGUUAUCCAUUGUCUACUGUACAAUCGGCCUUUGGGCACUCGAGCGAUUCGGUCGCGUCAAGCCCCUCAUCAUCUCCGCUGCUGGUCUUGGAGCCGCUCUCGUCUGCAACGCCGCCAUGUCCCAACACCUCAACCCCAACAAUGAAAACAUGCUUCGCGCUAUGGUCGCCAUGAACUUUGUCUUCUCGCUCUUCUACACUCCUCUCGGUAUCAUCUCUUGGGUUUACCCUGCUGAGAUCUUCCCAGUCGAGGUCAGAGCUUUCGGAAACGCGACAACGACAUUCACGAACUGGGUGCUCAACCUCAUCUUUGCUCAGUUCACUCCUCAGGCCCUGAAGACGAUUGGCUUCCGCUAUUUCUACGUCUUCUUUGUCUUCAAUGUGAUUGCCAUGCUCUGCUAUAUCUUCUUUUANCCCUGGUAA